AUGGGAUCUGGGCGCACUCCUGGCAGGCUGCAACCCAUCCUCGACCGUGCAGUAGAGACUGCUGCCGCCGCAGUCAACUCUACAGAUGAUUCCAUGGCCACUUUGAGGCCAAAUAUGUUUAGAACGGAACAUUUUCUUAAUAAAAAAGACAAAGUACUCUGUGUUCUUGUAGAACCUAACAGUGAAGACGCCAAGAAGCAUCUUGAAGAUAUGUCUUGGAAACAUUUCAAUAUGGCUGAAAGGGUGAAGUCAACCGAGUUCGUAACCAAACUUGUAAAAGAGCUCCAGGGACUGCAACAAGCAAAUGUGUCUCUGAGGAAUGUGGAGAAGCGACCCAGGAAAGACCUUCAAGAGAAGGAUAAUGAAUGUGCCAUUGCAGUCCGUCAUGGGGUCCUGGCACCCCUUCGCCACCGAAUCCUAAUGGACCUUGCGGAACAGGCAAUCUCCCGCUCAUUUACGAAAACGGAAUGGAAGAAACUCCUUGUGUCCCAACUGCCGACCUCUGAACUGGCAACAUGGAUCAAAAAGAAACUAGAAGAACAAGGAGAGCCUCACACUCCGUCAAUCAAGGAUCUCAUGUUUUUGUUUUUAACAAGAAAUUCUUUACGAAAGAAAGGAAACAAAGUCGCACAUCGUGCCACAAGGGCAGAGCUACGAGACGCAGUUCUGACUCUACCCCCCAAGAGCAAACAUAGACUUUUCUUAGAGUCACUAUUCCCUUCACAUUCAAACGGAAUUUGA
This is a messenger RNA of Pisolithus orientalis, 741 nucleotides long. RefSeq lists its product as uncharacterized. Bases 1 to 741 code for a protein of 246 amino acids. The record is from RefSeq and is a predicted model, not a curated record. The transcript is spliced from 4 exons. NCBI's taxonomy places the organism in Eukaryota, Fungi, Basidiomycota, Agaricomycetes, Boletales, Pisolithaceae.